CAACCUAUAAGUUUGCGUAGAAAUCAAAUUAUUUUACGCAAAAUGAGUUAAUUUUUUAUUAAACAAGUACCUUCGUUUUACAGACAUUGCGGGCAAAUUUUGUGAUAAAAAUUAAACCGAAAUGGUCAGUUUAUUGGCCAAAACAUUCCCGUUUCGCGUCUCGAAGGACAGAAUACGACUUUCGCUGCUUUCCCAUCUCCUAAAGCCGGGCACCGAGCUUAUAAAAACGCCCAAGUCGAUUUAUCGAUCGAAAAUGUAACCGGAGUAUUACUGUUUGAAUAUUUCAAUUGCGCAACAAGUGUUAGUGGAUCGUCAGAUAAGUAUGCGUCGAUGGAUCCAUCUGGUAAUAUUCGGUGCUGCCAUCGGCGUCGCAAAAUCCUACAGUUUUAUGAAAGCAGUUAUUCUAGCUGGAUUGGGAUUGGCAGGCCUCUGGAUGCUGCAUACGUUGGCUCAAGACUUUAACGCAAUCAUGCAAAAUGGAUUCGGGAGUGGCGGCGGCGGCGAUCACGCAAAUGGAGCCAAGCUUUUCAACGAUCAAGAAAUCAAAGUUUUCAAGCGAUCAACCAAUGACAUCCACGAACCGACAAUUGAUUGGGAAAGAGUCAUUAAAAGAGACCCGGCUAGUUGUGCCCGCAGUUUUAUCUGCCAAUUGGCCGCUUCGAAGGAAUCAGACCUGAUCACUGAGGAGAAAAUGAUCUUGAAUUUAACAAGGGCCGCAGCUGGAGAAGACUCCUGGGCCAGCAGGCAACUGAAGGAGGCUGUAGAUAACGGAGAAUCAAUUUCUUUCCCGUAUCAGUGCAUGAAAAAGUACAAAUUCUGCCCAUACACAAAGCGAAUGAUGAUGUCUUUACUUCGGGUAUUCGGAAACCGAUGAGCAAGGCGAUUGUAAAUUUUAAGUCAUGGCAACAAAAUUUUCUUGGGUCAAAACCUUACACUUUUUUUUGUUAGAAAGCUGAAAAAUGUACAGUUUUAUAAAAGAACAUGGAAGAAAACGUCUCUAAUUUUAUACGAAAAAAAUCGAAUUUCUUCCUCUUCACCAUUGAAAUUAGGUUGCUAGCAUGUAGCAUGUAUGCAUAGAUUUAAGGAUUAUGUUAUCAUUUACUUCUCCUGCCUUCGAAGAACAGUUUUUAUGUAUAUAGUCAAUUAGCAAAUAAACAAUGCUCAACUACAAAA
Messenger RNA from Dendroctonus ponderosae (mountain pine beetle), 1173 nucleotides. RefSeq lists its product as uncharacterized. The record is from RefSeq and is a predicted model, not a curated record. The transcript has 4 exons. NCBI's taxonomy places the organism in Eukaryota, Metazoa, Arthropoda, Insecta, Coleoptera, Curculionidae. Bases 323 to 874 code for a protein of 183 amino acids.